Molecule: messenger RNA, 663 nt
Organism: Acanthosepion pharaonis
Lineage: Eukaryota; Metazoa; Mollusca; Cephalopoda; Sepiida; Sepiidae
Source: the annotation of a GenBank genome assembly
AUGUCUUCUCUCUCUCUCUCUCUCUCUCUCUCUCUCUCUCUCUCUCUCUCUCUUUCCUUUAUUUUCUCUUUCGCUUUGUAUUUUGUCAUCGACGCAUGCCAGCACAUUUCAUUUUUUUUUUCAUCACCCUCUCUCUCUCUAUAUUUCUUACUCUACUUUUCUCACUAUCAUAUUCUCUGUCUUCUUUUUAUGAACGAUAUUAGCCACUCUCUCACUUCUUUCUGUCUCUCAUCCUUUCCAAAGAAUUUUUUCUUCGCUUUAGCCUUUCUUGAGCGAGGAUAUUAUUGUGCCUCUUUUUCUUUCUUAUUCUCUUUCAAUCUCUAUUUUUUCUUCUUUCUCAGUUCGUUCAUAGUUAUUCUUUCUUUCUUUUUUUUUUCGCUUACUUUUUUUAAAGAUUUACAUUAUUAUCUCCAUUGCGUCUUUUCCUUCUCUUUUACUCCUCGUAGUCCGUUGCGUCUUCUCUCCGUUGCGACAUCUCGUUCUCUUUUACUCCUCGUAGUCCGUUGCGUCAUCUCGUUCUCUUUUACUCCUCGUAGUCCGUUGCGUCAUCUCUCCGUUGUGUCAUCUCGUUCUCUUUUACUCCUCGUAGUCCGUUGCGUCUUUUCGUUCUUUUUUACUCCUCGUAGUCCGUUGCGUCUUCUCGUUCUCUUUUACUCCUCGUAG